Protopterus annectens (West African lungfish) is the source of this 2540-nucleotide messenger RNA. RefSeq names its product transmembrane protein 214 (gene TMEM214). Lineage: Eukaryota; Metazoa; Chordata; Ceratodontiformes; Protopteridae. Gene Ontology annotation, cellular component: Golgi apparatus; endoplasmic reticulum. The record is from RefSeq and is a predicted model, not a curated record.
CUUAAAGCGAUAGUACAUAGGAAAGGUUUGACCGUUGCAUUUUAGCUAGCAGCUCUUGGAGGGUAGGGGAUCCCUUAUCUUCAUUACUCUACGGCUUUCGUAGCCCCCAAAAUAAAUUCUCUACGUGAUCAAAAGGAUUUGUUGAGACCAUGUCAUCGGGAAUUAACAAUAACUCACCUGGGAAGUGGGAGGUAGUUAAGAAAAAUAAGAAGCCCGGUGGUGGACCUGGGAAAAGUAGCAAGUCGGGACCUUCGCCUGCAGCAGGAGGUAGUCGGAAGGCGCUAAGUGAAUCCAAUAUGCCUAAGGUGGAAACGGCUCCUCCUAUAAAAACAUCGGAGACCAUUUACGAGCUUGCAUUUGAUAAACAGUCUAAGAAGCAAAACAAAGAACAGGUUCCUCCAUCGUAUGCCUUGUCUGAACAGCAACAACAGAAAAAGUCAAGCUCUGGAAGACAAGCAAAGAAAUCUUCCACUGGGGAGCAGAACCAAAAGAGUGGCAAAUUCCAAAGCCUGGAGGAAGCCAUUGAAGCUCUUGAUUUGACAGAACUUGAGCAGCAAAUAGAGAAGAGUCAGACUGCAUUUCCUGAGAACCCUACUGUCUGGGUGAAGGACUUGGCUGGGUACCUGAAUUAUAAACUACAAGCCCCAGAAACUGACCCAACACAGAGCCAGCACACCUAUGAUUAUCCUUUCUGUCUGGCAAGUAAAGAGCUGAAGAAUAUUAUUAAGUGUGUUUGGGGGAGAUCUGAUGAUGUCCUUGAGCACUUUUUUGAUCACUGCAUCUACACUAUGCUACGAGAGCUGGAUAAGCCUGCAGGGGAUGCUUUGCAUGGCUACAGGAUUUGUAUACAGGCCAUCCUGAUGGACAAACCUAGAAUUGCAACACUUCACCUUAAAAAAUACUUGGAACUAUUGCGGUCCCAUCAAAACAGACCAGCAAAAUGCCUCACGAUCAUGUGGGCUCUUGGACAGGCUGGAUUCUCUGACCUUGCUGAAGGGCUAAAAGUGUGGCUUGGAAUUAUGUUGCCAGUGCUUGGCAUUAAGUCCCUUUCUUCAUAUGCAGUUGCUUAUCUGGACAGGCUUCUCAUUUUGCAGGACCAGCUAAGACAUCUUUACCCGAGGCUCAAGGUUCUAGCAUAUGGAGCAAAACCAGAGUCUACCCUGCACAGUUAUUUCCCAUCUUUCCUGUCAAGAGCUACUCCAAGUUGUCCAGCUGAUAUGAAGAAAGAGCUUCUGAGAAGUUUAAAUGAAUGCCUUACUAUGGACCCUCUAAGUUUCAGUGUUUGGCGGCAGCUCUACACUAAACAUCUUUCUCAGUCAAGUCUCUUGUUGAACCAUCUAUCAGAAUCAUUUGAUGGCACAUCAAAAAAGAUGCGAGCAUCCCUGCAAGAAACAAUACAUUCAUUCAGGGUCACCAACGAAGAACUGCUAGCAAAAGGACAGAGCAAUUCCCAGGAUAUAGCAGCAUGCAACAAGGCUUGUAAUAACUUAUUGCAAAAGACAAAAGGAAAAGGAUUUCCGUGGUCACGCCUGCUGGUCGUAUGUUUUGUAUUUGUAUUGGGCUUUGUAGUACAUGACAUCAGAACUCAUGGAUCAUUUAAUGCCUCUUCCUCUGCCCAUGUCCUGCAGCAGUCAGGUAUUAUGUCCAUCUCACAGCAGGCCUGGAGCAAGGUUUCUCAUUACUCUUUAGAGGGAUACAGUUGGUUGGAAGCCAAUGCACCUCAUUACUAUUCUCAAGCUGCAGUUACUUUAGGACCAAGCCUGGAGCUAGCCUGGAACAAAACAACAGAAGUUGCUACAUACACUGCAGAGAUGUGCUCAACUCGUAUUGCAUGGCUUAGACAAAACCUGCCCAGAUUUAUUGAGUGGCUCCUUGCCAGCCUUCCUGAUGCAGUUUUUCAGUGUUUGGAGUACAUAAAACACCUGCUUCUGUUUGUUCUUCAGAAAUGCCUUUUGCCUGCAAUAGAAUAUGUCCAAACAACUGUUGAACAGAGAUGGAAAAUGUUUAUGGAAUCCUGCAAGGAAGAAGAUUUGUGGCUGUGCUUCAAAGAACAUUUGCUGAACUUUACAAAUUUUACAUGGACACAUCUGCAGAGUACAUCUGCAGCAGUCAAGAACUGGACUUUGUCUAUGAUUUCCAAACUCUAGGUACUCUGCUACUUAACACCAAGGACCGUGUGACUCUUAAAAUUCUAUGACCAAGAAUGAUGCCAACAGUGCAUUAGCAGUGGAAGCAAGCUGGUUAGAGCAUGAAGGAAAGCUAACAGAAAUGGAAGAUUUAAAUGUACUGAUCUUUUCAAUGAUGAAAACUAACUUUCUGCCAUGUGAAUCUAAGGGAACACAUCAUCUGCUGAACUACUGACUUCAGUGUUUUGUUUUUACUGUUGGUAUGAAAUGAUGGUGGUGUAUGUAAUUAACAUUGCCAAUAUAGGCCUGGUCUUAUGGACCAUGAUUACAUGUUUAUUUAAUGGUUGUUGAAACUUAAUGGGAUUUUCUGUCAGUUUGCACUGUUUUCAAAUGAAUGUUCAUCAGCUAAAAAUA